UGAAACUCUAUUACAACCUGUAUGAUUGAUAUGAUACAAUGCUAAAGAAAAUAUUUUUUAUUAUUUGAAACACAAAAUCAUCAGGUUAUCAUUUUGUUUUAUUAAAUCACGAAAUAGAUACGCCAAAGUUAUAGAAAACACAAUUUGUUAAAAAAAAUAGAGGCUCUACUGUAGCGUGAUUUUCAACUUGACUCACGUUAACGAGAAUUGAAAACAAAAAUGGGGAAUGACGAUCCUAUCCUCUCUUCAAUUGAUACACCUUUACCACAACCACGCUCUGUGGAAGAGCCACCUGACGUUUUAAAAUCUUUCAAUGCAGAAACCAUUCGACAGUCUUUAUUAAAAAUUUUUCAGCAAAAUGGUAUUACCUUAGACGAAGACGCUGUCGAUUAUUUGUUAAAGAAAGCUUUUGUUAAUGGAACACUUGUCGAUUCGGUGAUUGAUCAUUUUUAUCGAACAGCCGAAUCAUUUAAUCUUGUUCAUAUAACUUUAAAAAAAGCAAUUUAUAUUUUACAAAAUAAGAGGAAAAACAUUUUGAUUAAAGUACUUGAUUGUUUUCAAGACAUACAUCAAUAUAUUUGGGAUUCUCAAAAUCAGAAAUAUACACAAGUUGACGAUAGGAAGAAAUGCCUUAUUCCUGAUUCCACAGUGUACUACACAACUUACCAACACCGUUAUAAUCGUGCUGUGAACCGACUCAAAGCAUGCCCUAAUAUCAUUUGGUGGUCAGAAAUACAAGCUGUUCAACAAUUAUCUUUAACACACGGAGAACGUUUAAUCGUUCGACCAGCUCAGUGUGCUAAAGGUCUCACAGGUGAUGUAUCUGUUUUCGGAACACUUUGUUUAAAACGAAAGGAAUCCUUGCUGGAUUUUGAAUGGAUGCUAGAGGAUGGGUCACAAAGUUAUUUACUAGAUAUUUCUAAGUGGAAACCAAAAGAUCAGUUGUAUUUAGAUUCUAAUAUGGUUGUUAUUACUGGAGAUAUAACAACUGACAACGACAUUCUUUUUGUAAAAAACGUAUCACACUUACCAUUUAAUGAAGAAUUUAAUAUCAUGAAAUCCGAUUCCGUAUGCCAAAAAAAAAAUAUUGGGAAUUGUGCGACUCAAUUAUCCACUGAGUCGAUAAGAAAUUGUGACUGGCUUGUUUUUGGCAUAUGCCAGCUUGAUCAAAGUCACGUAAUUUCUAAAAUUUAUAACGUUUUAAUGCGUUAUGAUCCUUCCAAUUUAUCAGGAAUUAUUUUAACAGGUGAAUUUCAUUCAAGAGGUUAUAACGUUUUCAAUCAAUCUAAUUACGUGGAGGGAUUUCGGGAAUUGUUUGACAAUUUACAAUUAUGGAUUUCCCAAUGGAAAAACACUAUGUCUAAUAAGGUGAAACUUGUGUUGGUUCCUGGAAAAAAUGACGCUGGUGCCAAAUUCUUACCAAAAUUUCCCUUACUUGAAGCAAUGGUAACAUAUCCUUACCACGACAUGUUAAAAGAUUUGGAUGACUAUAUAGAAAUUAUUUUAGGUUCUAAUCCAGCUUGGUUUCACGUUAUGUCCGAAGACGACAAAAACCAAGUGGAUAAAAGUCUUGUUGUGUGCCGUCAUGAUUUAAUUCAAGAUAUUGACAUUUUUAAAUUAGCGUUAGGAGUAUCAUUUGAGCAAUCACUUUAUCCUACUUCAACAGAACUUUGUAAAGCAAUUCCACCCCUUAUUAUUGGUCAAGGUCAUCUCUACCCCCUACCUUACCGUAGCCCUCACGUUUUACGCAUUGCUAUAGGUUACGAUUUCAUGCUACAGCUAUCUUCACUUCCUAAUAUUGUUUUACUAUCCGAUGCAACAGUAGCAUAUGCAACUUUCUGGCAAUCUACCUGCUGGUUUUGUUCCCCUGGUCAAAUUUCCGAAAAUGAGUACCUAUAUAUUGAUCUUGGCUCUAACCUUGUCAAUGUCUGUAAUAUAACAUACUAAAUCUCUACAUUUCGUUUUUAUACUUUUGAUUCUCGAAAAGCCUAAUUACAACCAAAAGAAUACACCAUCCAACAAUUUAGAAUUUCAUUUUUUUUAUACAUUGAAUUAUUUGCACAAUCAAAUCAACAUUAGCAACGGUAGAUCGAGAUACAGAAAUUAA
Hylaeus volcanicus is the source of this 2107-nucleotide messenger RNA. RefSeq lists its product as uncharacterized. Gene Ontology annotation, biological process: error-prone translesion synthesis; DNA-templated DNA replication. The transcript is spliced from 11 exons. Bases 220 to 1947 code for a protein of 575 amino acids. Gene Ontology annotation, cellular component: epsilon DNA polymerase complex. The record is from RefSeq and is a predicted model, not a curated record. NCBI's taxonomy places the organism in Eukaryota, Metazoa, Arthropoda, Insecta, Hymenoptera, Colletidae. Gene Ontology annotation, molecular function: DNA binding.